Messenger RNA from Colletotrichum karsti, 369 nucleotides. Its product is annotated as vacuolar ATP synthase subunit f. Gene Ontology annotation, molecular function: proton-transporting ATPase activity, rotational mechanism. Gene Ontology annotation, cellular component: proton-transporting V-type ATPase, V1 domain; fungal-type vacuole membrane. The record is from RefSeq and is a predicted model, not a curated record. Lineage: Eukaryota; Fungi; Ascomycota; Sordariomycetes; Glomerellales; Glomerellaceae. Bases 1 to 369 code for a protein of 122 amino acids. The transcript is spliced from 4 exons. Gene Ontology annotation, biological process: proton transmembrane transport.
AUGGCUUCGCAAGCAGACUUCAAGGACCGGCAGUUCCUCGCCGUCAUCGGCGACGAGGACUCGGUCACCGGCCUCCUCCUCGCUGGCAUCGGGCACGUUAGCUCGGACGCAGAGCAGGAGAAGAACUUCUUGGUGGUGGAUAGCAAGACCGACACCGCUGCGAUCGAGUCCGCAUUCGAAUCGUUCACGACGAGGAAGGAUAUCGGCAUCGUCCUCAUCAACCAGCAUGUUGCCGACCGCAUAAGACAUCGAGUUGAUACCUACACGGCCGCGUUCCCGACCGUUCUCGAAAUCCCGUCCAAGGACCACCCGUACGACCCAGAGAAGGACAGCGUCCUGCGCAGAGUCCGCAGGCUGUUUGGCGAAUAA